AACCUAUCUCCAUGCAUCUCCGAAUUUGGCGAGUUUGCUAGGUUAUGUACGUGUUCGUUGUGACAAGAUGAGCAACGUGGACGAAACGUCAAACGAGCCGAUUCUGUACGAACUAUUGGAAUAUUUCGUUCGCAAGCAGGAACCGGAAUUGAUAAAAUGCAAGAACGAUGCGGCUAUUCUUCCAGCUACUGGCACCAUAAAAAAUGCUCUCAGGUACUUCAACAAUAGGUACUCCCUACCUGAGAGCAUCUUGCAGCAAGUCAGUCUCACGCUGCCAUGGAAAUUUGCUGUCGGCGAUCAUGGUCGAGUACUUGCUAUUUUACAAGAGAAUAUCAUUGAAAUACGGAAGGCCAAAGAUGAAUAUUCCUCCAUAGUAGGGAAGGCAUCUGCUCCAAAGGAUGCCUUUCCUCAAUGGCGUAAGCUUGCCUGGAGUCCCAAUGGAAUGAUCUUAGUAUUGGCGUCUAGUAGCGGCUAUACAUCCUUUUACAAUGCAUUGGGAAAUAAUAUAUUUAACAUAAGUCUAAAAACGAUUUCACAAAGUCCUCAUAUUCUUGAAGCUGGUGACGCUAUAGCGUCUAUGUUAUUCCUUAAGCCAAGGACAACAAAUGAAAAAUGGGCCUACGAAUUUAUUUUAAUUUCGUAUAGCGGGUUGCUGAGGUCUUAUCAUAUUUCUACAAGUGGCUACAUUGUAAAUUAUGACUUUUCUUUCGGCAAUUUUUACAAAAACGGUGUUAACGUCGUUGCGUAUGAUGAAAAACGUAGCUUAUUCUAUGUUGCUGGAAAUAUGAUAACACAAAAAUUGACGUCCACUGCAUCUGAGUUUGGAUUAACUUCGUGGCGACUCUUGAAUGAUUAUCCAUACUGCAAAUUAUCAUUUACGUUUGAAGAUUCUGCUACCAGCAAUUCGCGGUUUUCCAUAUGGAAUUUGAUUCCCAACUUUAGCUUUCAAUCAGAGUCGAUUAUAUUUUCGAUAAAAAUUUCACCAAAUGGCGAGUUUCUGGUAUGCUUGCAUACGAAUGGUUCAGUCUCGCUAUGGGGUUUGCCAAACUUAAUACUACAGAAAAAAUGGAAGUUGCCUGAGCAACCGGAAUAUAAUGUACCUAAUCCUCUGGGACAUACAAAGUCUAAAAAAUUUCCACCAGGGUUUACAGAGUUUCAUCCAAUAGAUAUCGGUUGGUGGUCUGACCAGGCUAUCAUAAUAGCUCGAUAUUCAGGUUCCACUUCGGUCUGUUCUACAUGGAACUUAAAGAAUUUGCUAGGUGUUAGUCCAGAAUUUCUAGCAGGACAACCACAAGUAUGCGAGCUUGGUUUAGAGAAAGGAUUUUUAUGUUUAGAUUGCGAAACCUUUAUUACAAGUAAAAAACGAAGUAGAGAACCCAACGACGGUCAUUUGUCAGAAGCAUCAUCUGAAAGCGAGAAGGACGAUGAUGAGUUAGAACCUCUUACUAUAUUAAAUUAUACCACGAAUUUGGUACAAAGCACAUUGUAUUCAAUAACCGAUAUUGAAAGAUUUCAACCAAAGAGAAAGAAAUUGAAAGUAUUGCAUCGAACUUAUAGAAUUUUGGGCUUGAAAAGCACGACUCCAGAAGAGCUCUAUUCUAGAAAAAUAGACAUUGAGGAAUACGAGGAAGCUUUAGCUUUAGCAAACACAUAUAAUUUGGAUACAGAUCUCGUGUAUCAAACGCAGUGGAGAAAGUCAGAAUUAUCAUUGAACGCCAUUGCAGAACAUUUAAGCAAAAUAAGCAAAAGAUCUUGGGUUUUAAAUGAAUGUGUUGUACGUGUCCCUGAUACUAUGGAAGCUGCAAGGGAACUAUUGAAUUUCGGAUUGAGAGGCGCAAAUCUAGAAACUUUAAUAGCUAUCGAUAUAUGCGACAAUGAUAAAUUUGUAACUCCUGAUAUAGACGAUUGGCAAGCACUGGAUGAAAUUACUGUAAGUUUAAGACAGGUACAGAAAGUUAAUGAAAUGCUUGAAAAAAUAGACAUAAAAAAUUUAUCUGAGGCUCAGAAAGAAUUAAUUAGGUAUCGGAGGAAGCUUCUAAAUCAUUUAGAUAAAUUGCUUACGUAUGAAAUUAUAUUAGAGUCGCCACUCAAAUAUAAAAAAGAAUUUUACGAGGAGUUUCGAAGGUUAUCACCUAUUGAAAAUGCAAUUAGAUUUGCCAAAGAUAGUGAUUGCCGAGCUGUUGAAAUUAUGUUUACUUAUUAUGGAGAAAGUUUGUUGCCUCAUUGGCUGGCAAUUAUCAGCUUUUUCCCAGAAACUUUAAAUACGUUGGAUUAUCAAAAACUGCUACCAGAAUGCGAUUCAGAAGGUCAACUAUUUUUGUUAGAUCAACGUGAAUUACGACAAAAAGAUUGGUCAGAAAAACACGAGUUUAAUGAAAUAAUAAAUCUUGAUUUAGACGAUCGAUCAGAAAUAUUGUAUGAAUUGGAUCCCUCCUUGUUAAUAUAUAGAAAUACACAACUUACACCAGAUUUAUUACAAAAAUGGUAUAAGACACGUGCUUUUGAAAUUGAAAAGAACAGUUCUUUAGUAGAUAAUGCUUUGCAAUUAGUUAAAAUCGGAAAGUCUCAUAAUAUUAAUGGCCUGGUAGAUUUGUUAUUGGAAUUGGAAACUUUAGACAAUCUCGUUUACACAGUACAUUUGGAGGAUAUGUCAUUAGAUAAAUUAGAGAAAUUGAGUAACAUGGAGAAGAUAAAACUUUUGAUGAGUACAUCAAAUGAAAUUAAUUUUGUUGAAAAUAUAAAGAACCUUUUGUUACCUUUUAUUAAACGAAGGCAUCAAUAUUUGGGUGGAGAUCUUCAGAAAUGCUUACUAAGCGAUUAUCUAAUCUGCUUAAGCAAAGAUGAUUUGACAUUUCCAGUUAAAUUUUUCAAGUAUUUAAAGCAGACGCAGGACAUUGAGAUAAUUGAAAUGAUAGAUAAUGUUGCUAGCUUAGCUUUAGAUUGUGUAUAUGCCUGUGAUGAUCCCGACAUGUAUGAAAAAGCUAAAGAUAUCUUAGAUUCGAUAUCAAAAGAUGAUGGGAAAAGGACAAAUGCAAUAUGCAUUCUAUUAGAGGAGUUUGAAGGAGAACUUGAUUGCAUUAGGCUUUUAAGUAAAUAUGGUGUAAAAACAACGUUAAAAUUUAUACGAAAGAAUAGAAACGAUCCUGAUGUUGCUAAAUCACUAUUAACCCAAAUGGCAAGAAGCUUGAAUAAAAGGUUGUGCUAAAUGUAUAAUCUAUAUAAAGAUUAAG
Messenger RNA from Temnothorax curvispinosus, 3230 nucleotides. RefSeq names its product neuroblastoma-amplified sequence-like. Gene Ontology annotation, molecular function: SNARE binding. Gene Ontology annotation, biological process: retrograde vesicle-mediated transport, Golgi to endoplasmic reticulum. Lineage: Eukaryota; Metazoa; Arthropoda; Insecta; Hymenoptera; Formicidae. Gene Ontology annotation, cellular component: Dsl1/NZR complex; endoplasmic reticulum membrane. The record is from RefSeq and is a predicted model, not a curated record. The coding region runs from base 68 to 3205 and encodes 1045 amino acids. The transcript is spliced from 11 exons.